Nyctereutes procyonoides (raccoon dog) is the source of this 1872-nucleotide messenger RNA. RefSeq names its product C-C motif chemokine ligand 22 (gene CCL22). Gene Ontology annotation, molecular function: CCR chemokine receptor binding; chemokine activity. Gene Ontology annotation, cellular component: extracellular region. The record is from RefSeq and is a predicted model, not a curated record. NCBI's taxonomy places the organism in Eukaryota, Metazoa, Chordata, Mammalia, Carnivora, Canidae. The transcript is spliced from 3 exons. Gene Ontology annotation, biological process: G protein-coupled receptor signaling pathway; cellular response to tumor necrosis factor; cellular response to interleukin-1. Bases 1 to 282 code for a protein of 93 amino acids.
AUGGCCAACCUGAAUACUCCGCUCCUGGCUGCCCUUGUCUUCCUUGUUCUGACACUUCAAGCAACUGAGGCAGGUCCUUAUGGUGCCAACGUGGAAGACAGUAUCUGCUGCCGGGACUACAUCCGUCACCCUCUGCCCCUGCGUAUGCUGAAGUAUUUCUACUGGACUUCAGACUCCUGCCGGAGGCCUGGUGUGGUCUUCCUAACUGUCAAGGAUCGGGAGAUCUGUGCUGACCCCAGAUUGCCCUGGGUGAAGAAGCUUCUCCAGAAGCUGGACCCAUGAGGAAGGGCCUGCCCUGAAGACCAUGGCCUUGGCUCCACCAGGAAGGCUCGGAGAGCCCCGUCUCCUGGCCAUUACAGCUGCCCUGCAACACAAGCCUAUGCCAACAAAUCUCUCUGCCAUCUUUUGUCUCUGUCCCUGAAGCUGUCACCCUCAGACGAGCUUCCACACUGUCACUUGUCUCCCUCCAACCUGUCCUCUGCCCCGCCAUAGCCAGAGAGGCCACAAUCCUGGUCAGUCACCCCCUGACUCAAAACCAUCCGAUGGCUCCCCAUUGCCCCAAGCUGAGGUGAAAGCUCCGGAGCCUGGCACCCUAGUCUCCAGUCCUGCCUUACUUCCCUUCACACAUGUUGGACUCCAGCUCCCUGUUCUCCAAACCCAGGCCAAACAUUUCCACUUCCAGGUCUUUUUCCAGACUCCUCUGAUGCCCGGAAUGUAUCCCUGUCACCUGCACAUGUCCAACCCUCCAGGCCCUCCAAGGUAUCGUGCAUCCCAGGCAGCCAGCCAUUGAGUUUUAUUUUUCAGAUGUCCCCUCACCCUCUGCUCCCACUUAACAGCCCUGAUCACAGUCUGUCCAGAACUCUCAGAACUUGGAGGCCUGUCAUCCAGCCCCAUUGGUUGGACUAAGGUCCCAUGCCUGAGUUACGUUGUCUCCUGGCCUCUAACACAGAGUACAGAGCACAGGGGCUGGCUCAGAAUCAGGGCUCAACAGAUGGCUACAGACUGAAUCAAUAAAAGCAAUGUUCCUCUCCCACCCCCACCCACCAAAAGCCCUCACGCAUCAUUACGGAGACUCGAGUUCAUCUAGAAAGCAGCCUGCUGAGUCAACUGUGAAGCCAGAUUCACCUUUCUUCCCCAUUUUAUUUAUGCAUUGGAUCUCUUUACUCUUUUUGUUUCCCUCUGGUCUUGACGACUCCUUCAACCUCCAACACCCAGGCCUGACCCCUUCAGAGUCCCCCACUUUUCCUUUCUCCUUUCCCAAAUAACCAGUAACUGAAUUUUUACUAUGGUGUAAAUGACUACCCUUGGCUUGAUAUUAACAGGCUCUAGCUGUAUUUCUAUAGGAAAAGAGGGCAAAUGCUUAAGAGGCCAAGUGGUUGAGUGGAAGAAUUUUAGGAACUAUGUGGGAGGGGGACAAGGUGGAAACUUUCUGGCCCUGGGACUGUGCAGGGCAUAGUUAAGUGAAAGAGCCUUAGGUGGAGAUUGUUCUCAGGUGGCAGGGGUCAGCAUAAGGACUAGGAUUGAGGAUUAUCUGCACUUACUUGGGGACAAUAGAUUCACCAGGCAAAAGAAAUAGCCUUUAAAUGUGCUUGUUUCUUACCGAGGAAGCUUGGGGCAGUUCAGCAGGGUGGUUAUCGCUGUGUGUUCUGAGAAGAUCAUUGAACCUCUCUGAGCCUCACUUGAGAAUGAGAAUACCCAUUUUAAGGGGUCGCUGUGGGGCUCAGGUCCAAGACAUGGGGAAUAAAACUUAGUGUCUUCCCUGGAGCCCAGGAUCAUCUGCCCACCAUGGACACUGCAAGUGUUAACCUGCUCGCUGCCCAUGCACAGGGCCCUCAAGCAUCUUGGGAUCCCCACCACCACCACUGCUCCUGU